UUUCUUAAUUUAUUACGCGUAGAUGGAUGUACGUCCGGGGCUAUACGGUUAUAGAAAUUCAAGCGCACUUUGCGCAAAAGCAGCGCGAAAUGUACGCGCCGAGAAAGAAAGUUCUUUGGUUCGCGAUCACCACUAGAAUCGCGAUAUUAAUAUUACAAGUAAUUUUCAAUGUAUCAAUCCCCGAUCAUCACGCGGACGCGUUUAAAAGACCUUUAGACCUUUCUGCGGAGAAAGUUUCCUCCUGGGACCGAAUAAUUAAUUUUCUGUUCAAUGGCCUUACACGUUGGGAUGGAGAGUACUUUUUACAUAUUGCAAGAUAUGGAUACACGUAUGAAAAUACUCUCGCUUUUUAUCCGUUGUAUCCAGCUAUGAUUCGCAUUAUCGCUGUUAUUUUGACAAAAAUCUUUCCUUCAUUCAACAUCCAAAGUACGAUGAUCCUUGCUGCGAUUUUGAUUAAUUUCGUGUGUUUUGUAAAAUCGGCUAUUAUCUUUUAUGAUCUCACUGAGCGUGUAUUUCAAAAUACCAUAACGGCGUAUAAAGCAGCGAUACUUUACUGUAUAAACCCGGCUAGCAUAUUUUUCUCAGCUCUAUAUUCAGAAUCCAUGUUUGCGUAUUUAACAUUUUAUACCAUGCUUGGAAGUAUCGAAGGUAUAUCUACCAUCUGUUUUCCCGUGGCUUUGUCAACUUUGGUGAGAUCAAAUGGUGUCGUCAACAUUGGCUUCCCUAUAUAUUUCGGGCUUAAAAAUUUGUGCACGUCGGAAAGAAUAGAAAAACAUCAACGAAAGCACGACGUACUAUCAGUCUUGUGGCAUAUUUUGAAAUUAAUCAAAUUAAAAAACUAUUUUGCCAUGUUACGCACAAUAAUUAUAUCACUAUCUCCAUUUGUUCUUUUACAAAUAUACAAUUAUAUGAAAUUUUGUACUUCUACGUUCGACGAUAAGUCGUUAUUGCCAGCUCACAUUUUACAAUAUGCCACAGACAAUAAUCUAUGUCUACCAGGUAGUAUAGAUAUAACGUGGUGUAAUGCUACGUUGCCUUUAGCAUAUUCGUAUGUGCAAAGAACAUAUUGGAAUGUAGGAUUCUUAAGAUAUUAUCAAUUUAAACAAAUACCAAAUUUUAUUUUAGCUCUCCCGAUAUUGUAUAUUAUGUCGCAGUGCAUAAAAGAAUUUUCUCGUGAAUAUAGGGAUGAAUGGUAUUUGUUAGGAUUUUUUGACAGCAAGGCGAAAAGCGAAGGUGCUGUUGUAAAGAAAUAUCCAUUGAACAUGUUUGUCUUUGUGGUACAUGGUUUAUUUCUAACCAUAUUUUGCUUAUUCUUUGUACAUAUCCAAGUCAGCACACGUUUAUUAGCCUCUGCAACUCCCUUGCCAUAUUGGUAUUGCGCGUUGACCGUGUCUCACAAAUGCGUUGACCAUAUCGAUUUACGAUACGAAAGUGACGAAAAUAUGUGUUCCAAGUGGAAAGUAUUUUUCUUAUCUCAAAAUCGAUAUACAUUGCAAGAUAAAUUUGUAUUAUUUUACUUUAUAGGAUAUACAAUCGUAGGAUGUUUUAUGUUUGCAAAUUUCUUGCCAUGGACUUGAUAUGUUACAAAUUCUAUAUACGUGCGAGAAACGUCCUUCCUGUUUAUCCUCUUUUUAUUGCGUGAACGUUUCUAAAUUUUUCGAAUAUAUAAUCUUGUGUAAAGAAUAAUCUUUGGAGUCGAAAAGUGUUUGUGAAUAGUAGAAUAUUACGUUUAUUAUUUUGUAUAAAUAUUUAAAGGAAGAUAACUGUUUUUAUGUCUUCUGAAUUUACGUGUGUAGAUAGGUAAUAUGUAGAAUUCUGUGAAUAGGCAUAUUACUUUUCGAUGAAACGCUUGUUGUAUAUUUCUACGAAAUAAAAAGAGAACUAUUUAUAUGUAAAAAAAAAAAAAAAAA
Temnothorax curvispinosus is the source of this 1910-nucleotide messenger RNA. It is a transcript of the gene PIG-V, whose product is annotated as GPI mannosyltransferase 2-like. NCBI's taxonomy places the organism in Eukaryota, Metazoa, Arthropoda, Insecta, Hymenoptera, Formicidae. Gene Ontology annotation, biological process: GPI anchor biosynthetic process. Bases 27 to 1577 code for a protein of 516 amino acids. The record is from RefSeq and is a predicted model, not a curated record. Gene Ontology annotation, molecular function: GPI mannosyltransferase activity; alpha-1,6-mannosyltransferase activity. The transcript has a single exon. Gene Ontology annotation, cellular component: mannosyltransferase complex; endoplasmic reticulum membrane.